UAAGUAGAUAAACUGUUUUUAAGUAGAUAAACUGUUUUUAGCCAAAAAAAAGUAAAUAAACUGUCAAGUGUUGAUCAAUAGUUUUUUUAGAGGUAACAAGAACCAGAAAAAAAAAAACAAGAAACCACAUGGCAUGACAUAGUGAUAUUAGAGCAGCUACUUAUGACUAAAUUAAGAUCAAAACAAAAAUUGUUAACAUAAAUCAAAACAAAAAUUGUUAACAUAAAUAUUUGCUGUCGUAAUCCUCAAGGAAAGUUUACUUUCUACCAAGAAAAUAAAUCUGACAAAAAAGAAUCUCAUUAACAAGGUAACUUACCACUAACAGCUUCUGAUGUAAUAAAUUACGCUGUCAAAAAACUAGAAACAAGAACAAGUAUGGAAACUAUAACAUUCUAAAGAAUCAACGAUAAUGAUGCUACAACAUGUAAACAUAAUAUUGCUUUCAAAUCUCUUCUUCAAAAUACUACUCUAUUUUCGUUUUGCUUCUCUGCCGUAUAAACCUCUCUGUCUCUUGGACUUGUUUUGUUUUUGUAUCUUUUAGCGAUGGUUAUCCUCCACGAGAUAAGCAAUGAAGCCAAGACAACAACAGAGACUUCAGGCUCAAGUAACUCUGUCCUGGAACACAUGAAACCUACUAUCUCAACAACCACAAGAACUGCCUUGUCCAACACGGCGAAAACAAAAUACAAAGGUGUGGUUCAGCAGCAGAACGGUCAUUGGGGUGCUCAGAUAUACGCAGAACACCGGAGGAUCUGGCUCGGGACUUUUAAUUCCGCUGCUGAAGCCGCAGCUGCUUACGAUAGCGCAUCUAUCAAGCUCCGAGGCUUUGACGCUAACUCGCACCGGAACUUCCCUUGGUCUGAAAUCACGGUCCACGAACCGGACUUUCAAAUCCUCUACACAACGGAAGCUGUGUUGAACAUGAUCAGAGACGGUUCUUACCUACACAAGUUCAGAGAUCAUGUCAUGUCGAGAUCUCGGAUGGCCAACUUCAACACCAUGGGAUUCAAACAGAGUCAAGAAUCAAACAAGUGUUUCUCUUGCACACAACUUUUUCACAAGGAACUGACACCUAGCGACGUUGGGAAACUGAAUAGGCUUGUGAUACCAAAAAAGUAUGCAGUGAAGCAUUUACCAUUCAUAAGCGACGACCAAGAAGAGGGUGAAGCUGUGGACGAUGUUGAGGUUGUGUUUUAUGACAGUACGAUGAGACAGUGGAAAUUUAGGUAUUGUUACUGGAGAAGUAGCCAGAGCUUUGUCUUCACCAGAGGAUGGAAUGGUUUCGUCAAGGAGAAGAAUCUCAAGGAGAAAGAUGUUAUUGUCUUUUACAAUUGCGAUGUCCCGAGUCAUGUCAAGAGAUUAGAAGGACAAAGCAACAGCUUCUUGAUGAUUGAUGUUGAUCACAAGGGUUUCGUGGCUCCCAAGGAAGAAAACAAAUUGGUUCAUAGCGAAGAAAUGAAAACAGAAGACUUGUUUAAAGCAGAUGAAGAAACAAAACCAGAGGAGGAGAAGAAAGGAGGGUUUAUGCUGUUUGGUGUUAGGAUCCAAUAGCUACUUCCGUAUUAGGGUUUUUAAUCUUGUUUUAGUAACUUAGUUAUAGUUUGGUUUUGAUUUGUGCUACGUAGCUUCUUGAUUUAC
Raphanus sativus (radish) is the source of this 1638-nucleotide messenger RNA. RefSeq names its product AP2/ERF and B3 domain-containing transcription factor At1g51120-like. The coding region runs from base 544 to 1551 and encodes 335 amino acids. The transcript has a single exon. Lineage: Eukaryota; Viridiplantae; Streptophyta; Magnoliopsida; Brassicales; Brassicaceae. The record is from RefSeq and is a predicted model, not a curated record. Gene Ontology annotation, biological process: regulation of DNA-templated transcription. Gene Ontology annotation, molecular function: DNA binding; DNA-binding transcription factor activity.